AUGAGUAUCAAAGUUCAUCUGAAAAUGAAUUGUCCUUAUACGAAUGAACUUAUUCGUAAUGUUCUUGAAGAAAGAAAUGAUUUAUUUACUCUAACAGAUUCAUCGACCUUGAAUGAUGAUAAUACGCUCUACUGGCUCGAAUAUGAAGAACUCGAUUUUGAUAUGCUCUAUCGUCUAAUUAAAGAAUCGAAUAAGAAAAAAAUUUUAGCCAAUUCAUAUUGCAUACGAAAAGGUCUUUUACGUAAAGCUCAUUUUGCAAUGUUCGUUCAAAAAUAUUUAGCUAAACAACCCAACUCAGUUCUACGUGAUCACUAUCCUGAAACUCAUAUACUGGAUCUAAUACACCCGGAUUAUCUAGAGGAAGCACUCAAUGAAGCGUUCGAAUUGCGAGAUACUUUGGAAGCAAAUACAAAAGAAAACACUGAGCCGAUUCCUUUUAUCCUUAAGGCAUCAAUAUUAGAUAAGGCAAGUGAACUAUGUAUUUUCUAUACUCAAGCAGAAUUAGAAGAAUUUUUUACAAGCAAAUACGAUGACGACGAUGAGAGUAUUGCCAAUGUACGCGAAUGGAUCGUUCAACGUUAUAUAAAAAAUCCUAAACUUCUUCCAAUAUAUCAAAAUCGAAAAUUUCAUUUACGUGUUUAUGUUGUUGCCGAAAGAAAUCUUCGUAUUUAUGUCUAUGAUGGUAUAUUAGCUCUAUUUGCAUCAUUUCCCUAUGAUGCUGCUGAUAAUGAUCAAACAUUCGAUCGUCUUCGUCAUAUAACAAAUACAUGCGUACAAAUUGAAUCAAAAAUAGAUGAAGAGGAUUUAGUGAAAGAAUUUUUUUCAUUAGAAAGCAUGGACGACGAUCUACGCUCACGUAUAUUUGAACAAAUAAAAUCAAUUGUCAAAGAUAUUUUUACUGGUCUUCAUAAUGAAAUAACUGUAUUUCAACCGAUAAGAAAUGCUUUUGAAAUCUAUGGAUUCGAUUUUCUUAUUGAUGAAAAUAAUCAAGUUUAUUUUCUUGAAGCAAACGCGUUUCCAGAUUUUAAACAAACAGGAAAUUCGUUGAGCAUAUUAAUUAAAGAAUUAUUUCAAAAUCUAGUUCAACAUAUUGUUUUACCAUAUUUUGGUUAUGAAGAAUCAAGCGAAAUCACUCAACGUAAAUUACAUCUUGUCUAUGAAAAACAAAAGACGUUUUAA
Molecule: messenger RNA, 1179 nt
Organism: Rotaria socialis
Lineage: Eukaryota; Metazoa; Rotifera; Eurotatoria; Philodinida; Philodinidae
Source: the annotation of a GenBank genome assembly